Molecule: messenger RNA, 806 nt
Organism: Panicum hallii
Lineage: Eukaryota; Viridiplantae; Streptophyta; Magnoliopsida; Poales; Poaceae
Exons: 1
Coding region: 192-494 (100 amino acids)
Source: RefSeq, a predicted model, not a curated record
CCAUCGCCGUCUAUAAAUAGGCUCGCCAUUGCCACCUUCACCUCCUCUCACUCAUCGCACACCCUUCAAGUCUCGCACUCUACCAUUUUAGCUUGCUCUCUGCUCUCUCUCACACACAAAGGUCUCGAACUCUCGAUUGAGAAAUCAAUUGAGGUCAAGGGAGCGGCUUGCCUUGCUUUUCCUCGACCGCCAUGUCGUCUUCCAUGGUGUCGUCCAAGAACCCGCCGCCGGCUGCCGGGUACGGCGACGGUGAAGGCGGCAGCGUUGACGCCGCCGCGGCGGCGCCGGUGACGAGCUUCCUGUACUUGCACCCCGGCGCGGGGACGCUGGACAGGGACGCCGUGCUGCGCCGCAUCCGCCACCGGAGGCGCCACAACCGCCUCCGGGACACGCUGCGCUCCAUGCUGCAGGCGCCGCCGCCGGAGCCGGAGAUCAUGGACGGCGCCGAACGGCAGCUCCCGUGGCCGCUCGACGACGCCUUCUCCGCGCCGUAGCUGAAUACAAUCAGGCGCUCCUCCCUUGUGCAGAUUAAGCAAUGCCAUGAUCCAGCGUGCGCCUCGCCUCUUCUCGUGUAGAUCGAUCAAGAACAGGCGAAGAUAAUCCAGCGUAGUGCUUAGUGCAGUAGAUGUGCGUACUGCAAGGAUGGAGCCAUGGAUGCAAAGAUCAUUCUGAUGUCUUCUUUGUAUAAUUGCUUGGCUACUUGGUGUAGUUAUGAAUCAUGAUCGAGUAAUUAAAGAAUGUCUGGAUCAAAUGUUUAAUUCGUUUUUUGUCUUCUUUUGGAUUUAGGAUUUUUUUAAAAUUUACAA